AUGGCCUUGACGGAACAGACAGCCCCGCCCCAGGCUUGGGGUCGCUGGCAGCAGCAGCCUGCCGGCCAUGACUACGCGAUGAUGGAUAACACAGCCUUUGUGCAGUACGACUCGAGAGCGGCUACCUCUGCCCCCAUGAACGGCACUGUUAUCUCUCCGCAUUACAUGGUUGGCUCCCACUACGGUGUCGCAUCUAUGCCGGCAAUGGGCCAUCACUGCCCGACCCAAAACCACUUCGCAUAUGCUCAGUACGAUUCACCUCCGGCCAAUAUGAACAUGCCCUUCAGACUGCCAGCGCAACAAGAACGAUCGAUCAUGCCUGUAGUAGCCCCAGCGCAUGAGGUCCCGCGAGCCAGCUCCUACCCUCAGGAGUCACCUUCGGGACAGAAUGACCGACAUCGCAGCCCAUCCACCCGAAGCGAGACGAAGAUGAGCAACCCAAAGACGCCCCACCCCCUCAACACCAAGGAAAUCAAGUUCAACAAGCCCACGAGCGCGGACCCAGUGAACUUCACCACUGCUAUCGACACUCUCAUGAAGGCGAUCCAGAAGAGGCACGACACUGAGGAUAUUGUCAAGGGCGUCCCAGAGACCGAACAGGUUGUCAAGCCGGAGCCUAGAUCUCCCAAGGUAAGACCCGGAUCUGCGUCCGCUGGCUUGAGUGACUGCGCUGACGAUGUCCAGCCCGAACCGACCCCGGCUGCUUCGGCCCCGACACCCUCGACAACGACAGACUCGUUGGAUGCUCCCAAGACCAAGCGUUACGUUUGUGACAUUGAUGGCUGCGGUAAAAGCUUCUAUCAAAGCACCCACUUGGACACUCACAAACGCGCCCACACCGGUGAAAAGCCAUACAAAUGCACUUGGCCGAACUGCGAGCGAACCUUCUCGCAACCUGGUAACCUCAAGACUCACAUGCGCCGCCAUACCGGCGAGAAGCCCUUCCGCUGCGAGCAAUGCAGCAAAGUGUUUGCCCAGCGUGGCAACCUCCAGACGCACAUGGCCACACACACUAAUGCGAAGCCAUUCGUCUGCAAGCUCGACCAAUGCAACAAGAUGUUUACCCAAAGAGGCAACCUCAAGGUGUGUAGAGUCGGGGUGACUUACCUCACGGCCAUCCAGCUAACUUGGCAUCAGAACCAUCAAAACAAGUACCACGAGAAGACCCUCAUGGAAAUGACUGACUGGAUUGUCUCCAUUUCCGAUAUUGACGGCUUGUCCGAUGACCAGCGAGAGAUGUACUGGUACUUUGCCAACCUCUACAAGAACAGUAACAAGGGCAUUAAGGGCCGUGGCAAGGACCGCAGGGUCAGCAACCGUGUCUCGAAGUCCAGGACUGCUCCCUCAUCUUAUCCGGUCAAGCGCGUGCCCAAUCCCGCGAGCCUCGCAGCAUACAGCUCGAAGAGGCUGCCUCCCCCGGAACAGUACAUGCAACAUCACCAGCACGGCUACGAGGUUUACGACACGGAUAUGGAUCAGUCCUCGAGCGCAAGCAGCCCCAGAUAUGAUGGUAUUCCUCCUGCCUACCGAGAUCGCAUGUACCACCAGUCCAGCCAUGCCAUCUACUAG
This is a messenger RNA of Colletotrichum lupini, 1569 nucleotides long. RefSeq lists its product as uncharacterized. Gene Ontology annotation, molecular function: RNA polymerase II cis-regulatory region sequence-specific DNA binding; DNA-binding transcription factor activity, RNA polymerase II-specific. The record is from RefSeq and is a predicted model, not a curated record. Gene Ontology annotation, biological process: regulation of transcription by RNA polymerase II. The transcript has 3 exons. Lineage: Eukaryota; Fungi; Ascomycota; Sordariomycetes; Glomerellales; Glomerellaceae. The coding region runs from base 1 to 1569 and encodes 522 amino acids.